UCUGGGCAUCGAAUAGUCAGUAUGUUUCUACGCGUACUGCUCAAUACGGAGUACCGCCAGCAGGUGUUCUAUUAGCGCUUGCACGGCGUGUUGAGUCACUGGCCGAAAUACAACUCGAUGCCACAACCCACCAGCUUCUCCGGAGGUCCUGCCACACAACAUCUCCAAGAGCACACAAAAAGGGCUCCUUGGUCAUAAUAGGAUAUGAGUUUCCUUUCCAUUUUUCACGCCAAUCUUUUCCCCGGAUCAAAUCUUUGCCAGCAACAUGCAAUUUCCAGCACUACUCCUCUCGCUGCCAGGCGAGCUUCGCAAUCAGAUCUACCGCGACUAUCUUUGCGACGACACCGAAGAUGGAUAUGUUUACGACUUUGAAGCCGGCAAAGUGAGAAAGGCAAACAAUCAGCCGAUCGAGCUCGAUUUGAUGCACACCUGCAAGCUCAUUGCCCAAGAGAUGCGAGGGCUGGCGCUGAGCCUCCACUCCAUCGCAUUUUCAACACACUACUCACGACAACUUCGCACCAGAGCUGCACGUUGGGCUUAUUUUGUCUCGCGAUUCAGAAGCCAUGUCGGUUGGUACAAGGUGACCCAGAUUGUGCCCGCAGAGGUGGUCCAAGAAGUAGCUGGUCCACAAUCCUUUAUCCAUGCCAUCUUCUGCCAUUACAAAAACAGCAGUCUUCCGAGCUUUGAUAGGGUGGCCAAAGCUGUCACUGAACCUGCCUGUCGCGCCGAUGUCGGCACGCCGACCGAACAUGAAAACUUCGAAUAUGACACGAGACGAUGGGAUGUGAGAGGCGGCCUGGCUGCCUACCUUGACGUUAUAAAGGAACCGUGGAGAACUCCAACCGACGACGAGCUUGAUAGGAUCGGUGCCCGUCUACCCAUACGCAAACGAGAGGCUUCAGCAGCUCUCAGAGCUAUGUGGCGGGACCACCCUGGCAGGUUCAGAUUUUCUGCAGCAGCCGCAAGAUCGGUGGCCCAUCCCGAGUGCCCUAUACGCGGUCUUUUGCCUUUUUACCUGGAAAGCCCAGGACUCAUAAUAGGGCGACGUGCUAGUCUUUGGAACAAUCUCUUCCAAGCAAGAGCUUGGGGCGAGGCUAGCGGGCAAUUUCUAGAUCCUUUCAGCAGGUUCACGGUUGGCCUGCUCAACUGGGGCGCGACGGACCAUGAUGCCUUGCCGGCGAACCAUGUCACGAGGCAAGUAGCGUUAUGGAUGGCAGAAGCCUCACAUCCUGGUAUAUCUGACGCCUUCAACUUGGUUCUCGACGGCGGCCCAACACAGGACCGGUCAGACGACGUGUUUCGCGAAGCCGCUCAGCGAGACGCUGCUUGGCAAGUUGCAAAGGAACGUCGGUUCAACGAUCCUAAGUGCACUCUCUGGAUGCGGAUGGAAACUGCGGAAAAUUGCUGGCAUGUUGUUAGGUUCCCUCAGCUGCUGGCCGACAUCAAUAAGCCAACAUCACGCACAAGAUGCAAUUUCGACCCAGGUCAACCAUGGGACGACGACCAGAUCAACCAGAUCAUCAGCGCCAACAAGAUCGCCGAAGAUGCCCUUUCGCCCAGUCGUUAUGACAUGAACAUGCAGCUGCUCCCCGUGGAUCCAUUAGACGCAUGGGGGUUGGGGAGGGACUUAGACUUCGACACGGCUUCUCCCUUGAAGUCAUUUGAUUGUCUUCCUGAAGAAAACAUGGAUCCGGGACAUUUGGCUUGGUAG
This is a messenger RNA of Podospora pseudocomata, 1711 nucleotides long. RefSeq lists its product as uncharacterized. Lineage: Eukaryota; Fungi; Ascomycota; Sordariomycetes; Sordariales; Podosporaceae. The transcript has 3 exons. The record is from RefSeq and is a predicted model, not a curated record. The coding region runs from base 266 to 1711 and encodes 481 amino acids.